Molecule: messenger RNA, 1877 nt
Organism: Xyrauchen texanus (razorback sucker)
Lineage: Eukaryota; Metazoa; Chordata; Actinopteri; Cypriniformes; Catostomidae
Gene: bbs4
Product: Bardet-Biedl syndrome 4
Exons: 16
Coding region: 33-1598 (521 amino acids)
Biological process (GO): cilium assembly; protein localization to cilium
Cellular component (GO): ciliary basal body
Molecular function (GO): protein binding
Source: RefSeq, a predicted model, not a curated record
AGCGUCCGCCGGAAGUUUGGAGGAAGGGAGUUAUGGCUGACGAAACGAUAAAAACGGAUGUGCAGCUGUCUAUGGCCACAGACCUCAAGAAACCCCGUUCCAAGAAAGCUCCUGAACUUCCCAUUUUGGAGAGACGAAACUGGCUUAUACAUCUGCAUUACAUCCACAAAGAUUAUGAGACCUGCAAGGCAAUCAUUAAAGAGCAACUGCAUGAAACUCAAGGCAUGUGUGAAUAUGCUGUUUAUGUGCAAGCUCUGAUCAUGCGGUUAGAAGGGAAGAUCCAACAGUCUUUGGAGUUGUUUCAGAGUUGUGCGAUUCUCAAUCCCAAGAGCUCAGACAACCUCAAGCAAGUGGCGCGGUCCCUUUUUCUUCUAGGGAAACACAAAGCUGCUAUUGAGGUUUAUAAUGAAGCCGCACGUCUCAAUCAGAAGGACUGGGAAAUCAGCCAUAAUCUCGGUGUUUGCUACAUCUACACCAAAGACUUCAAGAGUGCAGAAGACCAGUUGAAUUUGGCACUAAAGCUGAAUAAACAUGAUUUGACCUUCAUGAUGCUGGGAAAAAUGCACUUACUGCAGGGCGACACAGAGAAAGCCAUCGAAGUCUACAAGAGUGCCGUCGAAUUUUCCCCUGAGAACACAGAGCUGUUGACUACACUCGGCCUGCUCUAUAUGCAGCUCGGCAAAUAUCAAAAAGCCUUUGAACACCUCGGAAACGCUCUGACAUAUGACCCUAAUAACUUUAAGGCUAUCCUCGCGGCCGGCAGCAUGAUGCAGACUCACGGAGAUUAUGACGUGGCCAUGAAUAAAUAUCGCGUGGCAGCGUACGGCGUCCCUGAAAGCCCCCCGCUCUGGAAUAACAUCGGAAUGUGCUUCUUCGGCAAAAAGAAAUACGUGGCUGCCAUCAGCUGUCUGAAGCGUGCAAACUAUCUCUCUCCGUUCGACUGGAAGAUUCUUUAUAAUCUGGGUUUGGUUCAUCUGACCAUGCAGCAGUAUGCAUCGGCUUUUCACUUCCUGAGCGCUGCCAUCAACUUGCGCCCACGCAUGAGCGAGCUGUACAUGCUACUGGCAGUUGCCCUGACUAACCUGGAUGACGCAGAUAACGCCUGUAGGUCUUACGAGCAGGCGGUACAGCUAGACAAGUUAAUAAACCCACUAGUGAAUCUGAACUUUGCAGUGUUCCUGUAUAAUCAGGGUGAUAAAAAAGCCGCCCUUCUCCAGUACCUGGAGAUGGAGAGGAAAGUCAUCGCCCAGGUCGACAACAACAGCAACACCGAGUUUGACCCAGAGCUGAUUGAAAUGGCGCAGAAGAUGGGUGCCGCUUUGCAGGCAGGUGAGAAUCUGUACUGGAGUAAACCAGGCAAGGAUGGCAAGAGCAGCCAGCGGUCAUCCUCCAGCAAACCCAGCAGCUCUCAGCAGCCUCUUGGUACCAAUCAGGCCCUAGGCCAGGCCAUGUCUUCAGCUGCAGGAUACAACAAGGGCAUGCAGAUAACCGCAGGAUAUGAGGUGGACAGCACCCUCUCUGCCCCCACAGACGCUCCUGGAGAUGAGGACGAGGUAGAGGUGGCCGAACCGGCCAAACCAAAAGCAGCGGUUGAAUAGAUUUUGGUUGACCUGCAAUGGGCUCAAAAUAGAUUUAGAUCCAAAGCUUAAAAGGUUUAUGUUUAAGUAUGUUUAAGUUUUAUAACUUGUGAAUGUACAGCAUUUGUAUGUUUGUAGGAAAUGUUUGUCAGGCUCGUUUUGUGUCCUAUUUCGGAUCUUUAGUUAUUGGAAUGUUACAUUACAUUAAUGUAGUAGGUUAAUUUGUGUCUGCCCACCUUUCGAAAGGAUGUUUUGCUUAAAAGUAUGGGCUUGCUUUUGCAUAACAUUUGUCCAAUAAAA